GGUGCCGCGGCUCCGACCAGAGCCGAGAGCGCCCCGCAGCGUGAAUGCCGCCGGCUGCGGAGUGGAUGACUGCGGCUGCGACCUGCUUCCCGGCCCGCCCGAGCCCCCUUCCCCGCCGACUUUCUCUUUUGAUUAACUCCGUGGACGCCUGAGUCUUUUCCCGCCUGGAACAUCAAUAUGUGUCAUGUCAUCGUCACCUGUCGCUCGAUGCUCUGGACCCUCCUGAGUAUUGUGGUGGCUUUCGCAGAGCUCAUCGCCUUCAUGAGCGCAGACUGGCUCAUCGGGAAGGCGAAGAGCCACAGCCGCAGCGGCGCCGAGCCGGCUGGCCCGGACGGGGGCUCCCCGGAGUUCUACCACCCCACCUUGGGCAUCUACGCGCGCUGCACGCGGAACCCCGGGCUGCAGCACUUCCAGCGGGACAUGCUGUGUGGGCCCUACGCGGAGAGCUUCGGCGAGAUCGCCAGCGGCUUCUGGCAGGCCACCGCGAUUUUCCUGGCCGUGGGGAUCUUUAUUCUCUGCAUAGUGGCCUUGGUGUCCGUCUUCACCAUGUGUGUGCAGAGCAUCAUGAAGAAAAGCAUUUUCAACGUCUGCGGGCUGUUGCAAGGAAUCGCAGGUCUAUUCCUUAUCCUUGGUUUGAUCCUCUACCCUGCUGGCUGGGGCUGUCAGAAGGCCAUAGAUUACUGUGGACAUUACGCGUCUGCCUACAAACCUGGAGACUGCUCCUUGGGCUGGGCCUUUUAUACUGCCAUCGGUGGCACAGUCCUCACCUUCAUCUGUGCUGUCUUCUCCGCACAAGCAGAAAUUGCAACCUCUAGUGACAAAGUACAGGAAGAAAUUGAAGAGGGGAAAAACCUCAUCUGCCUCCUUUAGCUUGGAAGAGACACUAAUGCCAUUUUCUUCCUUGAGUAAUCUCAUGAAACAGUCCACUUCCAGGUUCCUCAUUUGAAUCAAGUGGAGAACUAGCCUUUAGCUACCAAAGCCACAUUGCACAGUCCCAGGCCUUAACAGGACCCAGAGAGGCAACAUCCAGCUAAGCAAAGUUACUGGACAUGAGGACUGCAGUGCAAACUAUAAAGGAUGGAACAUGAAAGUAGUACAUAAACUCUUACGUGUAGUUGCCAAGUUCUGUCGGACUCCAUGUCCCCCAAGGCUCAAUGAAGGAUGAUGAUAGAAAUUAUUAAGGCAGCAGUGUCUCUGGUAAUGGAAGCC
Messenger RNA from Propithecus coquereli (Coquerel's sifaka), 1209 nucleotides. It is a transcript of the gene LHFPL2, whose product is annotated as lipoma HMGIC fusion partner-like 2. The coding region runs from base 178 to 870 and encodes 230 amino acids. Gene Ontology annotation, cellular component: membrane. Lineage: Eukaryota; Metazoa; Chordata; Mammalia; Primates; Indriidae. The transcript is spliced from 2 exons. The record is from RefSeq and is a predicted model, not a curated record.